This is a messenger RNA of Ipomoea nil (Japanese morning glory), 2492 nucleotides long. Its product is annotated as transmembrane 9 superfamily member 11-like. The coding region runs from base 256 to 2229 and encodes 657 amino acids. Gene Ontology annotation, cellular component: membrane. The record is from RefSeq and is a predicted model, not a curated record. Lineage: Eukaryota; Viridiplantae; Streptophyta; Magnoliopsida; Solanales; Convolvulaceae. Gene Ontology annotation, biological process: protein localization to membrane. The transcript has 2 exons.
UCAUUUUCCAGUGAGGUCUGGAAGAGUGGCAAGAUUUCUCACCGACGGAGUCACGGAGAGAGUGGGUAUAAAUCCUCAGUCGUGACUUCAAAGUCAUCUGCUUCUCGCUCAUUCUCUCGCUGCUGCACACUUUCACUGCCUCGCAUUGUCUUCCAUUCAAGUGAAACCCGCAUUGAGUUUUCAUAGGUCAUAGAAUUGUACAACUUAUUUUCUUGAUCUGGGUCGACAAGAUCUGGUCAAGGAAGCUAUAGAAGAAUGGGGUUUGUUGAGAAUUUCAAGAUCUGGGUUUUGUUUAUCUGCUUGGCAUGGGGAUUGGGUCAUGGGUUUUAUCUGCCUGGUAAUUAUCCUCACAAGUAUGGGGUUGGUGAUUUUUUGAAUGUAAAGGUCAAUUCACUGACGUCAAUUGACACCGAGAUACCCUUUACUUACUAUAGCUUGCCCUUCUGUAAGCCCCCAGAGGGUGUUAAGGACAGUGCUGAGAAUCUCGGCGAGCUCCUCGUGGGGGAUAGGAUUGAAAAUUCUCCCUACAGGUUUAAGAUGUUCUCAAAUGAGACUGAAAUUUUCCUCUGUCAGUCAAAGCCAUUGUCAGGGGAGGAGUUUAAGCUUUUGACGAAGAGGAUUGAUGAGAUGUAUCAAGUGAAUUUGAUUCUAGAUAAUUUGCCUGCUAUUCGAUAUACUAGGAAGGAAGGGUUUGUCUUGAGGUGGACUGGGUAUCCAGUUGGGAUUAAAGUCCAAGAAGCCUAUUAUGUGUUUAAUCACUUGAAGUUUACUGUUCUUGUUCACAAAUAUGAAGAGCCCAAUGUAGCUCGGGUGAUGGGUACGGGAGAUGCUGCUGAGAUGAUCCCAACCGUUGGGGGUGCUGGAUCUGAGGCACCAGGAUAUAUGGUCGUCGGUUUUGAGGUUGUCCCAUGUAGUUUCCAGCACAAUGCUGAUUCAAUUAAGAAUUUGAAAAUGUAUGAUAAGUAUCCGUCUCCUAUUAAGUGUGAUCCCUCUACAGUUGGCAUGGCUAUAAAAGAAAAUGAGCCUGUGGCCUUUACCUAUGAGGUUAACUUUGUUGAGAGUGAUAUCAAGUGGCCUUCAAGAUGGGAUGCUUAUUUGAAGAUGGAAGGGGCAAAGGUGCAUUGGUUCUCCAUCCUGAAUUCCCUCAUGGUGAUCACUUUCUUGGCUGGAAUUGUGUUUGUGAUCCUGUUGAGGACAGUACGGAGAGAUCUGACUAGAUAUGAAGAGCUUGACAAAGAGGCUCAAGCCCAGAUGAACGAGGAGCUAUCAGGGUGGAAACUUGUUGUAAGUGAUGUCUUUCGAGCUCCAAGCAAUCCAACACUCCUGUGUGUGAUGGUUGGGGAUGGUGUUCAGAUCCUAGGGAUGGGAGUUGUGACUAUUCUGUUUGCUGCUCUUGGAUUCAUGUCCCCUGCUUCUCGUGGAACAUUGAUUACAGGUAUGCUGUUUUUCUACAUGAUUCUUGGUGUUGCAGCUGGUUAUGUCGCGGUUCGUCUCUGGAGGACAAUCUUCUGUGGUGACACCAAUGGCUGGGCUUCAGUUUCAUGGAAAGCUGCAUGUUUCUUCCCUGGGAUUUCAUUCCUUAUUCUGACCACUUUGAAUUUCUUAUUGUGGGGUAGUCAUAGUACAGGAGCCAUUCCAUUUUCCCUGUUUGUUAUUCUCAUUUUGCUUUGGUUCUGUAUCUCAGUUCCCCUUACCCUUAUUGGGGGUUACCUUGGGGCAAAGUCGCCUCAUUUUGAAUACCCAGUCCGAACCAACCAGAUCCCCCGUGAAAUUCCACCUCAAAAAUACCCAUCUUGGCUUCUAGUCCUUGGUGCCGGUACCUUACCUUUUGGUACACUUUUCAUUGAGCUUUUCUUCAUCAUGUCUAGCAUCUGGAUGGGUCGUGUGUACUAUGUGUUUGGGUUUCUCCUUAUUGUUAUGAUCCUUCUUGUUGCGGUGUGUGCUGAGGUGUCUCUUGUCCUAACUUACAUGCAUCUUUGCGUCGAGGAUUGGAAAUGGUGGUGGAAGUCCUUCUUUGCUUCUGGGUCGGUUGCUAUAUACAUUUUCCUCUACUCCAUUAACUAUCUAAUAUUUGAUCUUAAGAGUUUGAGUGGACCUGUUUCUGCUACGCUUUACCUGGGCUAUUCAUUGUUCAUGGUUCUGGCAAUCAUGCUGGCAACUGGCACAGUGGGGUUCCUUUCCUCUUUCUGGUUUGUAUACUACUUGUUCUCUUCUGUGAAGCUGGAUUGAAGACAGGGAUUUCAGGGAAAAGAAAAAAAACAGUUACAUCUUCGAAAAUCGUACAAUUUACUUAUAUUGCUUUUCUUAUGAUUGCUGUUUUGUAGGAAGCUGAAAAAAACAAUAAACUUGAUAAGCUAUAAAAUUUUUGUUAUUCUUUAUUACGUCAUCGAUUCGUAAGCUUCAGUAGAUGGUAUGUAUUGUGAGUGUUGGAUACUUAACAUGAAUGCUUUGUUGUUCAUUUCACUUUGGUUAUCAAGUAGUGAUUAUAUCAA